AUGUCUCGAGCGUCGUUCGGCGACAUGCGGUGUACAGGCGUUGGUCCCGCAGCAGGUCUGGCAGCGGGCGAGAUUGCCGAGACGAGUCUGGAAGCUCGCGUCAGGCCUAGGCAGGCGAGGAUUGCCGGCGUGCAAGUGACCGCAGGCCCCGACCUGCUCAGGACUUCUAACCCCGCGCUCAACGAUGGGGUUUUGUAUGGACCAACGGAACGAGAACGUGCGAAGCUUGCUGCACCUCUGCAUCGCGAAGCGGAUGAAGUGGACGGUGUCACGCCAGGCGCCUUGAUGGAGGGGACGAGCCAGAACCAACCGGCUACGCGGAGUGCUCCACGAACCGGAGAGCAGAUGCCUUGCGACGAGGUGCGGAUGCAACCCGACGUUGACCAUCCGCUCAACAAGCGCAUCGAGGAAGUGACGCUGAGACAGGCCGAGGUCGGCUGCUAUCGGUCCAGUCUGCUGCCAAUCACGAGCAGAGCUCCUGGCGCGCCGUCUGGAUGCUCGCUCCCGCUUCGCUGGUGA
Messenger RNA from Moesziomyces antarcticus, 519 nucleotides. RefSeq lists its product as uncharacterized. NCBI's taxonomy places the organism in Eukaryota, Fungi, Basidiomycota, Ustilaginomycetes, Ustilaginales, Ustilaginaceae. The transcript has 3 exons. Bases 1 to 519 code for a protein of 172 amino acids. The record is from RefSeq and is a predicted model, not a curated record.